Molecule: messenger RNA, 1273 nt
Organism: Mycotypha africana
Lineage: Eukaryota; Fungi; Mucoromycota; Mucoromycetes; Mucorales; Mycotyphaceae
Exons: 3
Coding region: 153-908 (251 amino acids)
Molecular function (GO): zinc ion binding; nucleic acid binding
Source: RefSeq, a predicted model, not a curated record
UCGAACACUUUUUCUUUUUCGUAUAAAAAGAGCUUUUCCUUUUUUCUCUUUUUCAAUAGAAAAAACUUUUUUCCAGUUAUCGCGAAAAGGUUAGUAGAAGAAAAGAUAGAAGAGAAUGGUUUAUAUGAGAAGGAGCUGUUAUAAGUGUGGAAAUGUUGGUCAUUUCGCAAGUGAUUGUCCCGAAACAGACAGACUUUGUUAUAACUGCAAGCAGCCUGGCCAUCUAUCCAGUGAAUGUACCGAGGAGAAGGUUAUUGAACCUAAGCAAUGCUUCAACUGUGGUGAAGGUAAACUUCCUAAAAGACUCAAUAAUUCGUCGAAUUUAUGACAUGGGGGUAUUCAAUAUUAUGCUUAUAGUUGGUCACAUUGUUGCGCAAUGUCCUGUUGCCCGCUCAACACGUCCUAUAAAUAGAGAUAGCAAGCAAUGCUUCAACUGUCAACAGUUCGGUCAUAUUGCUAAAAAUUGCACUAAUGAACCUCAGUCUCGUGAAGGCAACUUGAACGAAGAAGACGGACAAAGAAUGCCUAGGAGACCUCAAUUCCGAUUCAAGCCUGUGUUAUGUAAUAAAUGUGGAGGUCCCAAUCAUUUUGCUAAGGAUUGUAAAGCAAGCAAUAUUCUUUGCUAUAAUUGUCAAAAGCGUGGUCAUAUCGCUCGUGAUUGUCCUUUAGCAGCUGGUGGUGCUGCCCCUGCUGCUAUGUUGAACGGUCAACAACAACAAAGACGUAACUUCAAUAAGAAAUGUCACAUCUGUGGAAAGCGCAACCAUUUAGCUCGUGACUGUUACUUUGCAAAGAGAAGAGAAUCUGAAGAAGCUGAAUCUGGCGAAGACGUUGAAGAGGAUGAGGAAGAAGCCACUGAUUCUGAGGAGGGUUCUGGUGAAGAAGGUUCUGAAUCUGACAGUGCAUAAAAUGAUUGCUCAUACUAUGAUUUUUCUUUGUAACUUAAUAAAAAAUCAAAUGAGCAAAAAGUCUUGAUGUAUUACUAUCAUUCUAUGAAAGCGCCUUUGAGCAAACACUUGCAACUUUACUGAUAGAAGUCAUCUUUGAAUCUAGGAACCUGUGUAUCAAUUUCCUUUCAGUGUUUCGUUUUUCACACUUGUUAGGAAGCGGCUCAAUGUCUAAUUGGAGUUAUUGUAAAAUGUACGGUCUUCGAGCCUUACCUUUCUCUCAAUUUCUUAUAACAAAAGCGCUCAAUUAAUACAACAAUAAGCACAGAUACUCAUGCGUUAUUAACUCUUGAACAUUACAUAAUGGAGUGUUUCUUCUUUUGGCC